Alosa alosa (allis shad) is the source of this 2290-nucleotide messenger RNA. Its product is annotated as glutathione hydrolase 7-like. Gene Ontology annotation, biological process: glutathione catabolic process. Gene Ontology annotation, cellular component: plasma membrane. The record is from RefSeq and is a predicted model, not a curated record. Lineage: Eukaryota; Metazoa; Chordata; Actinopteri; Clupeiformes; Clupeidae. Gene Ontology annotation, molecular function: glutathione gamma-glutamate hydrolase. The coding region runs from base 212 to 2290 and encodes 692 amino acids. The transcript is spliced from 15 exons.
AACUGCAAUUGAAUCAACAUUCUAAUGAAUCCAUCAUGGCAAAGGUUGAUAGUCAUUUGUAAUGACAUCACCUGUGUGCGUUCUGAUCCUGUCAUUUUGCACCUGAUAACCAUUGACCUCGAAAUGAGGAUAGCUUAGUAGGCCUACUUCUGUAUCUUCAUGCUUUGUGUGGACAUCGACAUAUUUUACAACGAGCGUAGGCUAGUCUAUAAUGGACGUGCAUAACUCUUCUACCAGUAGCGAACAAGCGUACGGACAAAACACUCGAUGUGAUGGGACAACAUUAAUACACGAGAAGAAGUUAAUCGGCGGCAAAUCUGUGCUCGAUUAUAAUUCCAUGGGCCUACAAACUGCGUCUAUCAAGAGCCUUGGAUCAUGGACAGGUCUUCAUGACAGGCCACCAGCUGGGGUAGGCGUCGCGCCGGCUGAUUCUGAAGAGAAAAUGAUAGAGCUCCGCGACACGAGUGGAGACCCAGAAAGCCAGAGUUUGGAUUCUUUUAGAGAGACUCGCAGUGACCCUUUCGAACGAAAAUCUAGGAAAUGUCGCUUUUGUGACGAGGCAAAGUUCCUCGCCACUUUCAUCACCUUUUCACUGGGAGUGACCCUUGUCCUUGUUGUGCAUAUUUAUAUCGCACCUCCUGAGGUAGUGGGCCCUGGGGUGGUGGUGACUGACAGCGAGCUGUGUGCAUCGCUAGGGCUGGGGGUGAUCAGAGAUGGGGGAUCCAGUGUGGACGCUGCCAUCACCACAGCACUCUGCCAGGGUAUAGUACAUCCACACCUCUCUGGCAUAGGAGGUGGUGGGGUGAUGCUGGUUCAUGAUGGUCGGAAAAAUGAAAGUGUGGUGAUUGAUUUUGGUGAAACGGCUCCCUCUAGAAUUCAAGAGAAAAUACUACAACAUGACCUGCAGCACAAGUCAGGCCUUCUUGUUGGAGUGCCAGGCAUGCUCAGAGGGCUACACCAGGCACAUCAGCUGUAUGGAAGGAUGCCAUGGCAUGAUGUGGUGGUGAGAGCAGCCAACAUUGCAAAAGAAGGAUUCAAUGUCUCUGACAGCCUGGCUCGGGCCAUAGACUCUCAGAAAGGGAAGAAUGUCUCUACGAACUUCAGGGCAAUGUUCUUACCUCAGGGUCAGCCACUUCCUCCACUCUCCACCCUGAAGCUACCCCAUCUGGCCACUCUUCUGGAACGUGUUGCCAGCCAUGGGAUGGAGGAGUUCUACCACGGGAAUGUAUCUGAGGAAAUUGCAUUAACAGUGCAGGCAAAUGGGGGAGUGCUUACCAGAGCGGACCUGGCUAACUACAGCUCGGUGCUACAAGAGGCUUUAACAAGCCAGUUUAAAGGAUACCAGGUGCAUGUACCUCCUCCACCCAGUGCUGGUGGAGCUCUGCUGUACUUCCUCAAUAUCAUAGAGGGCUUUAAAUUCACUGAACAAAAUCAAGAAGGUAGUGCCCCCCACUGGAUUGCAGAGGCCCUAAAAGCAGCCCUAGACCUGGCAAAUGGGUUGGUGGACCCCAAGUUUGACUCCUCUGUCUCAGGCACCAUCUCUAACAUGCUCAGUAAAUCACAUGCCGCCGUGCUGCGUCACAUGAUUAGCAAUUCCAGCUAUGCAGGAGGUCCUGGGUUCAACUCCCGGGGAAGCUCCGAACACUCAGGACUCCGUAGCCUGCGGGGCAAUGCUAGUGCUUCCAGCCAAGUGCUUGUCAUGGGCCCUGAUGACGUUAUUGUGUCACUGUCGUGCUCUCUCAAUUGGCCCUUUGGAAGUGGACUCAUCACCCCAUCUGGUAUUGUUUUAAACAGCCAAGUUAUGAACUUCUCCUGGCUUACAGCUCCUCAGAACAUGACCUUUUUGAACCAGCGUAACAGGCUCCAGAGAGGGAAGAGGCCCCUGUCCUUUCUCAUGCCCACCAUAGUGAGACAGAUGGGCAGGCAGUGUGGGCAGUCUGUGGCCCUGGGGGCCUCCAUAGGUCACUGGGCCCUAAGUGGCAUAGCUCAGGUGCUGAUUAAACUGAUGUCAGCCCACAAAAAUCUGACUUACUCUUUAUCGGAAGGGAGACUCCACCCAAGUCUGCAAACAAACGUUAUUCUGGUUGAUUCUGAGUUCCAGGAGGGGCGUGUACAGGCCCUGCGUCAGAGGGGCCAUGUUGUCCAGAGGGUGGAGCAUCUCUCCCUGGUGCUGGGAGCCGAACGAAGAGGAGAUGUGAUGCACGGAGUCACAGAUCCACGCUCCACUGAGGCCUCGGCUCAGGCUAUCACAAGGCCCUCGCCAGGGGUCCAGAUUAAGCCAGGAUCUUGA